Messenger RNA from Lepisosteus oculatus (spotted gar), 5707 nucleotides. RefSeq names its product zinc finger protein 362a (gene znf362a). The record is from RefSeq and is a predicted model, not a curated record. Gene Ontology annotation, biological process: regulation of transcription by RNA polymerase II. Lineage: Eukaryota; Metazoa; Chordata; Actinopteri; Semionotiformes; Lepisosteidae. Gene Ontology annotation, molecular function: DNA-binding transcription factor activity, RNA polymerase II-specific; RNA polymerase II cis-regulatory region sequence-specific DNA binding.
CUUCGAAUGGUUAGACUACGAACUGACGUCUAUAGAAUAAAGAGUCGCCCUUUCCUAUUUCUAAUAAAUGCGCCUGGUCUUAAACAUAAAUCACAACACAAGAAACCCCCUCUUUUGUUCCGUUCAAAUACGUGCCAUUUUUGUUGUCCGCUGAAAAGCGUGUAGUCAGUGUGAGACGAGUAAAUGAGACGCUAAUUAAAAGCUUCCUGCGUUGUGAAGACUAGCGGGCAACAUUAUUCAAUUGUGCAUCUUUCACGAUGUGAGCCGCUGUCUCGUACUUGGGGAGUAUUUUUAAUUUUUGUUCAGUCGAGCCAUUGUAAAUCAGACGGUAAUGAAAGCCGUUCUUCGCCUGCAGCAACCAGAAGUGAACAGUAGGCGACCCGGAAGGUCUGAACUCCGAUUGAAGGCAGGCAGAAAGAACAUCUCAACCUUUUUUAAUAUAUAUAUACAAGAGACAAAAUCUGCAAUCGGGGAUCAAGGAUGGCAGAGCCUCGGUUUAAUAAUCCCUAUUUCUGGCCUCCUCCACCAACCAUGCCCAGCCAGCUGGAUAACUUGGUGUUGAUCAACAAGAUCAAGGAGCAGCUGAUGGCCGAGAAGAUCAGGCCACCCCACCUGCCACCCACCUCUGUCCCUUCCCAGCAGCCCUUGCUGGUGCCCCCCUCGCCCUCGGAGGGCGGCCAGCACGUGAUGUCCAUUCCCAAGCUUCAGCAGGUGCCCGGGCUCCACACACACAGUCCCUCGCAGCCUGACAUCGCCCUGCACGCCCGGCCAGCCUCCAGCACUGUGGCAGGCCUUAUUCUUGGUGAUGUAAACUUGGAUGAUAAGACAUCUGUAAAAGCUAAAGGAUUGUGGGAGGACUGGCAUUUGCGUCAAAUCAUAGACCAGCCUACUAGAAUGAACCAUCUCUCAGGCCUGGCCCUGUCGUCCCGCACGGGCAGCCAGAAUAACACCUCGGAGGCCAUCACCCCCACCACCCCCACCUCCAGCAGCCAGAGCCGCCUGGGCGGAGCCUCCUCUCCCAACGUCAGCUCGGGGCUGGCCAGCGGCCCGGGGAUGGAGCCGGCCAAGAGCGGGGGCCUGUCGGGCCUGCUGGGGCCGCCGCCCAAGGGGGAGCGCGGCCGGAAGAAGAUCAAGGCCGAGAGCCCGUCGGGCCCCCUGCUGGUCGUCCCGUACCCCAUCCUGGCCUCCGGCACGGACCAGUCCACCGUCACCAUCGCCGCGAAAGAGGGGAAAACGUACAGGUUGGAAAAUAAGCGGUGUAAAGUGUGCCCCCUGACCUUCUUCACCAAGUCGGAGAUGCAGAUCCACUCUAAGUCGCACACGGAGGCCAAGCCCCACAAGUGCCCACAUUGCUCCAAGUCCUUCGCCAAUGCCUCCUACCUGGCCCAGCACCUGCGGAUCCACCUGGGCGUCAAACCCUACCACUGCUCCUACUGCGAGAAGUCCUUCCGUCAGCUGUCGCACCUGCAGCAGCACACCAGAAUCCACACUGGUGAUCGGCCCUAUAAAUGCGCCCAUCCUGGCUGUGAAAAAGCCUUCACUCAGCUCUCCAAUCUACAGUCACACCAGAGGCAGCACAACAAAGACAAGCCCUACAAGUGUCCAAACUGCUACCGCGCCUAUUCCGACUCGGCCUCAUUGCAGAUCCAUCUGUCCGCGCACGCUAUCAAAAACGCCAAGGCCUACUGCUGCAGUAUGUGCGGCCGGGCCUACACCUCAGAGACGUACCUUAUGAAGCACAUGUCCAAGCAUACUGUGGUCGAGCACCUGGUGAACCACCAUUCCCCUCAGAGGACAGAGUCCCCGAGCAUCCCCAUCCGGAUCUCCCUCAUCUGAGCGGCGCGGGACUCCCCCUCCUGGGGCUCCCUGUGCCGCCCCGCAAGGGCCUCCGUUCCGCCGCGGGCCGCCAGCCAGCUCCCCGUUGUGCUGUUCCUUGUCGUUUGUUUGGUUUUCGUUUGUCCCCAGUUUGGGUUCCAAAAAAAAAAUGUGCCAGACUGUAUUUUGUAUUUUAACACAACAAUUUUUUUUUUGGGGGGGGGGGUGAGGGGGCAGGUGCUAGUUAAUUAGUUUGUGAAAGGGGAUGGGAGGGGGGUGGGACAUCCAAAGAUGAUUUUUAGAGCACUUUCAGGCCUUUACAGUAUUGGCCAAAAAAAGUUUAUAGUCUGUUAAGACAAAAAAUGAAAAGGCAUUGCUACAGGCAGCUAAGACUUUUGACCAUAGGUAUUAAAGGACCUCCUGUGUGCUUUUUUUAGAUUUGGUUAGAACCAAAUCUAGAAAAUAAGUCUAAAUGGUUAGAACUGGUUAAUUGGGUAGCACUUCUUUCUACGGCGAUCUUCUUCAAACUGAGUUGUGACCAGUCCUGAGAUGAUGGCAGGGGGCCCUAAAUCUGAUAAUUGGUACGUCCCAGGUUUUGGUUUAAUGAACCGUUUUUUUAGAAAGGUUAUACCUAAUGCACAGUGUUAUGGGAAUUGUUUUCUUUCUUACUUUAUGAAGAAAGGAACGUUUAACAUGGGAGUUUUCGGGAAAAAUAGCACCAUCCAGCUAUGUCCCAGGUGAGUUUGGAGUUACAUGGGCGUCUUUAUGAGAGGAGUAAUGGACAAAAAUGUUUUGGGUUUUUUAAAAAAAACAAACAAACUGCAGCACACCCAAAGCAGGCCCAGAGAAUGUCUGCACGGCUCUGCGGUAAGUAGUGAUACAAGCUAUGAUAUAGCUAAAAUCGUCAACCGGGCAAUACAGACAAAAGGCACAUGCUUAAGGGAUUGUUGUUGUAUUCAUGUUACCUAGGAAGUAAAUAUUGGACAAAAAUAAAAUACAGAAUCACACCUCUACUGAACCAGUAGAAAAAGCAUGGGCUGAAAAAACGAUAUCCUGAAUCUUCAGUCUACAUAAAAAGGACUUUAAGCCCUGAUCGAACUUUAAAUAUAGCUCCUAUAUAAUCUGGAACUAGUGUGGCACAGCUAGUGUACUUUAUAUUUUCAAAGAAAACAAGAAUAGUACAGCUGCUGACAUUUUCUGUCCCCACUCUCUCUAACUUGUAUCUGCAGUCUUGGCCUCUGUGUUUGGCUCUUUACCAAGUAACCAUCGCACAUCACUCGGAAAGUGAUGGACGCCCAUUCGUGGAUUAUCUUUUAACCAGAUAAAUAAGAAUAAGCUACAUUCAAAAACAAUAUUAUGGGUAGGAAAUGGGGAGGGCUUGUUUUUACUGCAUUCCAGUUUAAUGUAACCUUUUAGUGAAAGGCGGCGUGCCUGGUUUCUUUGAAAUGGAGGCAUGCGGUUUUUAAUAUUGCAAUCCCCAUCUCGUGUGGUCGUGAAUGCAUGUGUUUGUGUGCGUGUGUGUUGAGAAAAGGUUUCUAGAUGUAAAAAGGUGGGGUCCCUGUCACAAGUUUCGUGUAGGCUGCACUCCGCAGUGAUGUCACUGCCCAGAGGCUGAGGAUGCAGGUUUUUACUGGUGGGUUUUAUGGUCAUAACUGAAAAGGUACAUCUAAAGAUCAGCACUUCCUGUGAAAGCACUUCCUGUGUGGUGAUUGGCACGCUUUCGGCAAACUUUCCAGGGCGGUCUUAAUUCAGCGGCACCUGAGGCUUUCAGUUAGCCCUGGUCAUAGUUUGACAGUAGCAAAUGGAUUUGCGAGGGAAAACUCUGGGUCCCAAUUGUAUAUUAUAACUGUUUGGUCUGGCAAAGGCAUUGAUUUAAUCUUUGUUCGGAAAUGGGAUUCCUAAGCCUUGAUUACUUGAUCAGGACUGCAAGCUCUUGUAUUCCAUGGCUUUCCUCUUCAGUUCUUCAUGGCUUUCCUUGAGUUUGGGCUGACCAGAUUGGCAGUAGCGACCUGCUGUUUGGAGCCCAUAUACUUUGCUCAGAUAGCGUCCACUUUUCACUUUACAGCCCUGGCUUGUGCAGCGUGGCGGUGUGCUGCAGUCCACAAUAUUUAACUGGGAAUACUCAUUCUUAUUCUCAGUCAGAAUUUCCCAUUUCUUGGUUGAAUGACAAAAUGCCAGCAUCCCCUGGGAUGUGCAGGGCAUGUGAGCAGGCUGUGCUGUCGGGGAGAACUGCAUCACUCCUCCAGCUGAUGCUAACUGAGCUGGGGGCACCGUGCGACCUGCAUAGCUCACAAGCUGGUGUGACAAUCAUAGUGCCGGAUUGGUGAUUCCGUUGUGGCCGUAUAAAAAGAAAAUAAUGGGGGGAAAAAAGUUAUUUGCAUUUAUCUAUCACGCUUUUUUUUUAGCUUUCAGUGCACAAAAAAGAGCAUGUGUUUAUUAUCAUUACAGCUUGGUCAUGCAUUUCUUAUUCCAGUGUUGCUGGGGUGAAUUGAAAUCAUACAUGUCAUUGGAACAUAAAGUGUUAUAGGGUUUUCAUUUCAAGUGAUUAAAGUAAUUAAAUAUAUAUAUAUAUGAAGGGACUGUUAGAAAUUUGGACUUUUACAUAAGGAAAAAAAUGCCUCUAUAUUUUAGCUUUAGAAAAGGUCUGAUGUUUGCAAUCUCCAUAAUAACGUGUCUAAGAACUCUUAAUUACACAGUAUUAUGUGUAAUAAAGUUGAAUUUUCUGUAAUCAUUUAAAAAGAAUGGAAAUCAGGAGGUUUUUUGGCACAAGGUUAGAGGACAAAGUCCACUGUAACUUUUGUGUUUUACAAGGCGGCCACAAUGUAAAUGCUCUGCGCUUGUUCUGCAUUUUCAGAAUCUGAUGGGCAUCCCCUGUAUUGCAUAAAUGUGCUUGUUAGAUUGUGAGCUCAGGCCAGAAGCCCCAGGAGUCUUGUUAGUGUACCAGAUUUCAGCAUGCACAGUAUCUGAGAGGCAGCCCCACCUCCUGCACGUAAUGGUUCCUUCCACUACAUUUACUGACAUUCCAGUUUAGUAACAAUUAUAAUAAUAAUGAAAGAGCAACUGGAAAAAAAAAGAGAACAAUCAUUUAGGUGUUGCUUAAAAAGUGUAGCAUUUUGAAAUUGAUUUUAAUGUGCGGCUUUUAAUGUGUGUUGUUCUAACUAAUUUACCCCACAGAGUAAAAUAAUUAUUUAUAUAGGUUAUAAUAUAUAUUUUAUAUAUAAUCUGGCCAUUUAAUUGGUAUAAAACCCUUAAGUACAUAACUAUGUAUGCCAAGAAAAAACAGAUCCCACCUUUUACCUACAAAUCUUUGUUUUUUUUGAAUGGAGUAAAUCGGAAUGUGUGAGUUUACAUGAUAAAUAUACCUUCGGCCCUUUUUUGUUUUAAAUUGAAAAGAAUUCUUGUUUUGGGUGUCUCAUUAAAUUCUGUAUAGAUAUGUUUAUGUAUAAAAGACCUCCUGGUGUCUUGUAAUCUUUUAUUUUCUUCAUGCCUAAAAUAUUAAUAAUUAACUGUUUUGUUAUUUUUAUACACAUUUAAGCCUUAACUAUAUAUUAUCACUGUAUGUUUAUCACAUUUUAUUUCCAUUUUUUCAUAUUGGUGUUGUUCGGUAACCAGUACUGUAUCUACAUACUUUUUUCUUAGCAUGGAAUAUACUGUAAAUAAACUAUAUAAUACUUACUGUUAACCCAUUUUCUAUAUUAAAUGAUUAUAUAGGUCUAGUUAUUAUUAAAAAAUCCUUUGUCUUGCAUUGUGGUACCUUAUAAAAAGUUCACUCUAGCUGUGUAAUACGCAGUUAAGACUUUGAAAAGAAAAAUGGGAUUUGUGUAAAAAGCAAAAAACAUGAAAAACACUUUGUAUCUUUUUGUUGUUCAAUAAAUGCAGACUCUGUAAUAAA